AGCUGGGCAGCAUUGCAAAAUUAAUCUGCUACAGCAAAAAUUAAGUGAAAAAAUUGAUCUAAAACAAAAAUUAAUGGCACAUAAGCGUUUGUUCAUCUACGCUGCAUUACUGGCGAUAUGUUAUUUAAUUGGCGUGACAUGGGCUGAGACUGCGACACAACCGCUGGUGCACAGCAAUACCAGCAUCAGUGAAGCAAAUGCGCCGGCAGAUGCCAAAGCGGUCACUCCAGCACCGUCUUUCGCAUCAAAGGUCAUCGGAAGUACGACGGCUACCACAGCCACAAAAAAUGGGACCGCAGCAGCUACGCCGGAGUGUGAAUGCGCGGGCGCCUUGCUGCCGCGUGUGGAUGGCAAUGGCAAGGAGCUUCCAAUAUGUCCCGAAUGUAAAUGUUCGCACGUAGCACGCAACACCACUCUGAUAAAGGUCGUUGUCAUUAUUGUGAUUUGGAUCAUAUCCAUUUUAGUAAUAUAUAUGCUGUUCCUGAUGUGUUUGGACCCAUUGCUGAAUAAACGCGUCAAAGCCAAUUAUCAGGAGCACACCAAUGAAGAUGACGAACCUUCGCCACCAAUGCCAUCGGGGUCAAACAAUCAGGAACUGAGCGCUCGUGCCAAUGUCUUGAACCGUGUCGGCCACCAGCAGGAUAAAUGGAAGAGACAAGUGCGCGAACAACGGCGUCACAUCUACGAUCGCCACACCAUGCUGAAUUGAACAAAAACGGAAUGGGGGCCUGGCGGGCGACUUAAGCAAAGCAAAAUGUAUUCCAACAAUUCUUCUAUGUUAUCAAUGUAUCUGUAUACCCUUUCUCAUUAUUUGUAUAAUUUAUAUCCUUAACUGCUGGAGAAGACAAAUGCGAUUGCCUCGGCUUAAAAGAUAGUAACUACCGGUGACCAAAAAAUAUUUUUGGUAAACACAAAAUGUAUUUUUACUUUUAGUCCAAAUUGUAAUUUAAAUAAAAAAUUUAAACAAA
Messenger RNA from Scaptodrosophila lebanonensis, 968 nucleotides. RefSeq lists its product as uncharacterized. The transcript has 5 exons. Gene Ontology annotation, cellular component: lysosomal membrane. Bases 74 to 709 code for a protein of 211 amino acids. Lineage: Eukaryota; Metazoa; Arthropoda; Insecta; Diptera; Drosophilidae. The record is from RefSeq and is a predicted model, not a curated record.